Molecule: messenger RNA, 4317 nt
Organism: Alexandromys fortis (reed vole)
Lineage: Eukaryota; Metazoa; Chordata; Mammalia; Rodentia; Cricetidae
Gene: Trpc6
Product: transient receptor potential cation channel subfamily C member 6
Exons: 14
Coding region: 110-2899 (929 amino acids)
Biological process (GO): single fertilization; calcium ion transmembrane transport; regulation of cytosolic calcium ion concentration
Cellular component (GO): cation channel complex; plasma membrane
Molecular function (GO): inositol 1,4,5 trisphosphate binding; protein binding; store-operated calcium channel activity
Source: RefSeq, a predicted model, not a curated record
CUAGCUGUGGCUUCCAGACAGGGGUCCGCGGAUUUCUGGACCGUUCUUUCGAUCCCUUUAAAGGUUCCCAUCUGCGGGAGCCCGGUGCAGACCGGCUGGGCGCUGUGCCAUGAGCCAGAGCCCCGGGUUCGUGGCCCGGAGGGGCGGGUCUCCGCUGGUAGCCCCUGGAGCCGGUGCGCGGCGCAACGAGAGCCAGGACUAUCUGCUGAUGGACGAGCUGGGAGACAACGGCUGCCCGCAGCUCCCGCUGCCACCCUAUGGCUACUACCCCAGCUUCCGGGGUAAUGAAAACAGACUGACUCACCGGCGGCAGACAGUUCUUCGUGAGAAGGGAAGAAGGUUGGCUAAUAGAGGACCAGCGUACAUGUUUAAUGAUCACUCGACAAGCCUGUCUAUUGAGGAGGAACGCUUUCUAGAUGCAGCCGAAUAUGGCAACAUCCCAGUGGUGCGGAAGAUGCUGGAGGAGUGCCUAUCCCUCAACGUCAACUGUGUGGACUACAUGGGCCAGAAUGCCCUGCAGUUGGCAGUGGCCAAUGAGCACCUGGAAAUUACAGAGCUGUUGCUCAAGAAGGAAAACUUGUCUCGCGUUGGGGACGCUUUACUCUUAGCUAUCAGUAAAGGUUAUGUGCGCAUUGUGGAGGCAAUCCUCAACCACCCAGCUUUUGCUGAAGGCAAGAGGUUAGCCACAAGCCCCAGCCAGUCUGAACUCCAGCAAGAUGACUUUUAUGCCUAUGAUGAAGAUGGGACUCGGUUCUCCCAUGAUGUGACACCAAUCAUUCUGGCUGCCCACUGCCAGGAAUAUGAAAUUGUGCACACGCUUCUGAGAAAGGGUGCUCGGAUUGAACGGCCUCAUGAUUACUUCUGCAAGUGUACAGAAUGCAGCCAGAAACAGAAGCAUGACUCAUUCAGUCAUUCCAGAUCCAGGAUUAAUGCCUACAAAGGCCUGGCAAGCCCAGCGUACCUGUCGUUGUCCAGUGAGGACCCAGUCAUGACAGCUUUAGAACUCAGCAAUGAGCUGGCCGUGCUUGCCAACAUAGAGAAAGAAUUCAAGAAUGACUAUAGGAAGCUGUCCAUGCAGUGCAAAGAUUUCGUGGUUGGUCUCCUGGAUCUCUGCAGAAACACGGAAGAAGUGGAGGCCAUCCUGAACGGGGAUGCAGAGACUCGCCAGCCUGGUGACCUCGGCCGUCCAAAUCUCAGCCGAUUAAAACUUGCCAUUAAAUAUGAAGUAAAAAAAUUUGUAGCCCAUCCCAACUGCCAGCAACAACUCCUCUCCAUCUGGUAUGAGAACCUCUCUGGGUUACGGCAGCAGACCAUGGCAGUCAAGUUUCUCGUGGUCCUCGCGGUUGCCAUUGGACUGCCCUUCCUGGCUCUCAUAUACUGGUGCGCUCCAUGCAGCAAGAUGGGGAAGAUAAUGCGUGGACCAUUCAUGAAGUUUGUAGCACACGCAGCUUCCUUCACCAUUUUCCUGGGGCUGCUUGUCAUGAAUGCAGCUGACAGAUUUGAAGGCACCAAGCUCCUCCCUAAUGAAACCAGCACAGAUAAUGCAAGACAGCUGUUCAGGAUGAAAACAUCCUGCUUCUCAUGGAUGGAGAUGCUCAUUAUAUCCUGGGUAAUAGGCAUGAUAUGGGCUGAAUGUAAAGAGAUCUGGACUCAAGGCCCUAAAGAGUACUUAUUUGAGUUAUGGAAUAUGCUCGAUUUUGGGAUGCUUGCAAUCUUUGCAGCAUCAUUCAUUGCAAGAUUUAUGGCAUUCUGGCAUGCAUCCAAAGCUCAGAGCAUCAUUGAUGCAAAUGACACUUUGAAGGACUUGACAACAGUUCCACUGGGAGACAAUGUCAAGUACUACAAUCUGGCCAGGAUAAAGUGGGACCCGUCUGAUCCCCAAAUCAUCUCUGAAGGUCUCUAUGCAAUUGCUGUGGUUUUAAGUUUCUCCAGAAUAGCUUACAUUUUACCAGCAAAUGAAAGCUUUGGACCCCUGCAGAUUUCACUUGGAAGAACAGUAAAAGAUAUCUUCAAAUUCAUGGUCAUAUUCAUCAUGGUGUUUGUAGCCUUUAUGAUUGGAAUGUUCAACCUCUACUCCUACUACAUUGGUGCAAAACAGAAUGAAGCCUUCACAACAGUUGAGGAAAGUUUUAAGACUUUGUUCUGGGCUAUAUUUGGGCUUUCUGAAGUAAAGUCGGUGGUCAUCAACUACAAUCACAAGUUCAUUGAAAACAUUGGCUAUGUUCUGUAUGGUGUCUAUAAUGUCACGAUGGUUAUUGUUUUGCUAAAUAUGUUAAUUGCGAUGAUCAACAGCUCAUUCCAAGAAAUUGAGGAUGAUGCUGACGUGGAGUGGAAGUUUGCAAGGGCCAAACUGUGGUUUUCCUACUUUGAGGAGGGAAGAACACUUCCUGUCCCCUUCAAUCUUGUGCCAAGUCCAAAGUCCUUGCUCUAUCUCCUCUUGAAAUUUAAGAAAUGGAUGUCUGAACUGGUCCAGAGUCAUAAGAAAGGCUUCCAAGAAGAUGCAGAGAUGAACAAGAGAAAUGAAGAAAAGAAAUUUGGAAUUUUGGGAAGUCAUGAAGACCUUUCAAAAUUUUCACUUGACAAAAAUCAGCUGUCACACAAACAGUCAAGUAUAAGGAGCUCAGAAGACUUCCAUUUAAAUAGCUUCAGUAGUCCUCCAAGACAAUAUCAGAAAAUCAUGAAAAGACUCAUUAAAAGAUAUGUAUUGCAGGCCCAAAUUGAUAAGGAGAGCGAUGAGGUGAAUGAAGGGGAGCUGAAGGAAAUCAAGCAGGACAUCUCAAGUCUUCGUUAUGAACUCCUUGAAGAAAAAUCUCAGAACACAGAAGACUUAGCAGAACUUGUUCGGAAACUUGGGGAGAGAUUGUCCUUACAGUCAAAAGCGGAGGAAAGCCACAGAUAGUGCAAAGCCCCUCGGAAAUGCAUAUUUAUUUCUCCUCUUGAAGCCAUAUUAUUUUCUGAUUUAUUUUUUUAAGUGGCAAUGGUAAACAGUAUGUUAAAUGAUAACUUGUAUCAUCUAGAGUCCUAGUAUCAACUUUUUGGUGAUUAAAUUGCACUGUUGAAGCUAAAGAUUACAGACUCUUAAGAAGUCUGUUCGACUCCUUGGAGCUUGUUUCCUGGUAGCUUUCUUGUGGGUGGGGAGGAGGGAAACCUUGUGCUGGCAUGAAUGUCAUGUAGUGUCUGGGAAUGGGUAUCAGACGGCAGGGACAGGUUUAUGUUGCUCUUUGUGUGGCUCUCCUGACCAUUUAGGCAUCUUCUUUCCCCUGUUGGGGACUUCCAACCCUGGAAUAAGGAAGAAAAGAAUCUAUUUAAAGAGUGUUGUAACUAGUAUUUAACUAAUUAAUAUAAUGGAUACUGCCUAUUCUAAAUGAGUUUAGAGCCCUGUGUGGUGGCAAACAUCUGUCACACCAGCACUUGGUAGGUAGAGGAAGGUUUAGAAUUCAUGGUCAGUCUUGCCUGCACAGUAAGAUUCCAUGGGCUACAUGAGACCAUGUCUAAAAUUCAAAACAAAAUAAGCUUAUUCUUGUGUUCAAUUUUCUGCCUCAUCUGUUUCAAAACAUUAUACUUAACAAUGAAAGCAUGUUAUCUCGGAUAAUGCCAGAAACACGGUCCAGUUCUCUCUCUCUGCAUGUGCACACACUCGUUAACAUGUAUGUGAAGCUGUGUGUACGCAUACACAACAUGCUUGCCUUCUUUAGUAGCCAAUGUGAACACUCAGAAGUUCUUUAUUUUGGCUUUAAAAACUGUAACCAAAAGUUACUAUUCAAUAAGAACUUUUUUUAUUACUAUAGUGUCAAAAUUCCAAACACUGUAAUUCUUUGGUUUAGUGGCAGCACAAUUCCUUGCUAUUUCUGAGGGCAUUUACAGACAAAUUGGAUACUCAGCCUCUGACAAUAAGCAGCCAUGUGGGAAUUUACAAACAUUCACUCAUUAUCCCCAAUGUAUUCUACUUUGUUCCCCAAAUAUGUAAACACAUUUUUAACUCAUUUACAUCACUAAGUGAUUGUUGUUAUACUAAUUGAUGCUGUGACCAGUAUCUUAAAUAACUACAAACAAGGAUCAUCAUCUUACCCAAACAUGCAAUCUUCAGACGAUGCCUGCCAUUAACUGCAAUGCUGCUUUGAGUCCAGCAGAAGUAUGACUUCAACUUCCCUUCAAAGUUAAAGGUGGGAAGAACAGAAAAUCUGUUCAGCACCAAGUGUGGCUGAAUCAAAGGACAAUGGUAGAACUGGCUCCGAGCAUACAGUUGAAAAUUUUUUAUUCAGUGUUUUGAUAUUUGUGAUUGUUUCUUAUUGACAAAUUAUACUGAUAAAACAGAGG